AGACCAAUUGUUCCACAAUGCAAACUCCACCAUAUACUCCCGAGGACAAAGUAAAGGGCAGACAGGAAGGUUCAAGACGCCCUCGUGUCAGCAGCGUGGUCAGCAACAGCUCUGAAGAUGGCGCUGUGUUCUUAGGCAAAACUCCUCCUCGAGCACUCACCCCUCGACCCAUUAAACGUCGUCCUAAACCCAUACAAGAUACCCAACGAGAAAUCGCCACUUCCGAAGAAGACAUAGCACCACAAUCUCCCGUCGAGAGAGCGGUCCUAUGGCUCGAAAACUCUUGGGCUCAUUAUCAAGAAAACCUGCAUUUGAGAGAAGUCAAUAGGAUUUUGUUCAUUACCUUGGUUUUCGUGGCGGUCAGACAUCUCACUUGGGAAUGUCCUCCUCAACAUCCUGCGGUGGUGAUACGAGGGAAUGUUGGGGACUCUGCUUGGUCGGGUGUUCAUCAUAACCAUUGGGCAAUGGCAGAUACAGAUGCUGGUGCUUCUAACUGGGCUCAAGCGGCAGCAUUGGGAGCAGAUAUCGUUAGUCCUCCCUUGUCCCCUGACACACCUUUGCAUACCAAUCUAGCCACCUCAAAUCCCGGCACUUCCGCAUUCGCGAUCUGGAACUUCGCGCCAGCAGCCCUGGCAAAUGUACUCCCAGCCUUCCCAAACCCAGCAGCUCUAGCAAAAGACGUCCGCGAAUUUCUGAAGCCGUCAAACUUCAAGAACUCAGCUGGGACGUUUAUUCGAAACAAACUCAUCUACGGUGUAUGGUUCGGCGCUACUUAUCCUAUCUAUGCAAUGAGACCGACUCCCAAGCUUGAUACGCAUGGCUGGGAUGUGAUUGUCGCCAAUCAAGAACGCAGACAACAUUUCUUGUCGGUCCUGAGAGAUAUGGAGGAAGUAAGUUCGCAUCUACAUGUUGAACUCAGUGGUCAACUUUUCGAAGGGUCUGCACAAAAUACCAACGAGGAGCAAAUAUCUGCUAUAAACAAUCUUGAGGACUUGCAGAAGCGGUUGGAAGAGUUGAAGACACAUCAGUACGAUAUUGUGAGACUUCUAGGCAUCUACCACAAAGCCGGCAAUCUCGCCUCCUCAGCUCUAGACGACUACACUCUAUUCGGCAACUCCAAACCCAGUAGCAGCGUCAAAGACCUUGAUUCGUUGCGCUCCUCAAUGCUAGACACUGGUUCUCAACUCCUCACCCACUUGAACGCAGCGCAACAAACCAUCGAUUUCAUAACCCAAACAUCACAAACUCUUCCUUGGAAAACACAAGAGGAAAAGUGGUGGCUAGCAAGGUGGUUGGAUAGGUAUAAAGACAGAGGGAUUGAAGCGGCUUUUUCUGGGUUGGAGCAGUUAGACGUUUAUGUCAAU
This is a messenger RNA of Aureobasidium musti, 1364 nucleotides long. Lineage: Eukaryota; Fungi; Ascomycota; Dothideomycetes; Dothideales; Saccotheciaceae. The record is from the annotation of a GenBank genome assembly.